Calidris pugnax (ruff) is the source of this 2087-nucleotide messenger RNA. It is a transcript of the gene PBX4, whose product is annotated as pre-B-cell leukemia homeobox 4. Gene Ontology annotation, molecular function: DNA-binding transcription factor activity. The coding region runs from base 483 to 1289 and encodes 268 amino acids. The transcript is spliced from 6 exons. The record is from RefSeq and is a predicted model, not a curated record. NCBI's taxonomy places the organism in Eukaryota, Metazoa, Chordata, Aves, Charadriiformes, Scolopacidae. Gene Ontology annotation, cellular component: nucleus.
CACUGAAUUUUCACUGAAUUUUCACAGUUGGAAGGGACCAUGGGGCCCUUAACACAAUUCAAUCCAAUGUGCUUUUCCUUGGGUGAGGUGCCUGCUCCUGUAAAUGAGAGGUUGUUGCGUUCUCUGCUCUAAAAUCGCUAUUUUUUUCCUGCUUUUUGGCUGCUUUCCAUCAUUAGUAGCUUUUAGAGAAGCUCAUUAGUCCAAGAAGGCACUUUUGGUGGAGUUUGCUUAAAGGUUCCUGUAAGCGACGCCAAAUUUUGGAUGUCGAGGCCUUUUUUUUACCACAACUUUCUCCCCCUGCGGCGCUAAAACGCAACAUCUCACCCGAAUUUACCCGUUUUUUACUUAAUUUUCAGCACUGACCUGCGGGUGAAGCACGACGGGGGUCUCUCCCGUCGGGGUUCACUUCUAUUUUUUUCUUCUUUUUAUUUUUUUUCUUUUUUUUUCCCCGUUUCAGAAAACAUGCCUUGAACUGCCACAGGAUGAAGCCGGCUCUUUUCAGCGUUCUCUGCGAGAUCAAGGAGAAAACAGUGUUAAGUAUUCGUGGUAUUCAGGAAGAAGAUCCCCCAGAUGCCCAACUAAUGAGACUAGAUAACAUGUUGCUGGCGGAGGGUGUCUCCGGGCCCGAGAAAAGAGGAAGAGGAGGACCGAUGGCUGUAGCAGCAACAUCAGGUGGCUGUCCAAAUGACAAUAGCAUUGAACACUCUGACUACAGGGCCAAGCUGUCACAGAUCCGACAGAUAUACCACUCUGAGCUAGAGAAAUAUGAACAGGUGAUCUUUCUGCAUGGAAGAGUUUUUAUCAUCUCAAUUAAAAAAAAAAAAAAUUUAAAAAAAAAAAAAAAUGUUUCCAACUGGUUUGGUAACAAAAGAAUUCGAUACAAAAAAAACAUGGGGAAGUUCCAAGAAGAAGCCAAUAUUUAUGCCGCGAAAACAGCGGUGGAUGCAACUAAUGUCGUGGCUCAAGGCAACCAGGCAAAUUCGCCGUCGACACCAAAUUCAGCUUCCUCUGGCUCUUUUAAGAUGACCAAUUCCGGAGAUUCCUUUAUAAACUUGCAGUCAUUGACUUCCUACCAGAGCUCCCCUGUGGGAGCCAAUGUGCAGUCACAGAUGGAUUCCUUACAUCACGUCAUCCACCAGACGGGGAGAUACGACACGAUUGUGGGGAAUCCUUUGUAUACGACGCAGCGCAUCGAUGCUAAUGGCAGCUGGCAGGAUGCUACCACCCCUUCAUCAAUCACUUCACCUGCUGGAGACCCUGGAAGUGUUAAUUCGGAUGCGUCUAAUUAAGUUUUUAGGACCUAUUGAUGAGAGGAAAGAGGUCAUUAGUGUAAUUUGUCAAUGUUGCUCUUUUGCCAAUACUAUUGUUUAUACAACUUGACACACAGCUAAUUACCUCAGAAAUCCCCCCCUCCCCCUGGAACCAAUAGAAGAUUGUGAUGACAAGGAUACCUCUCUACCUCUCAGCCUCACGCAGUUGAGUUCUUUUUACUUAAAGCCCAUCAGGAUGUGAAAUUGUUUUAAAAAAGAACUUCAUUUUCCUAACCAAAUUCUUUUUUUUUUUUUUAAAAAUAAUGGAUUUUCUGGUUAAGAGUCGGAAAAGUGUCUCUUCUCGAACUCGGCGUCUGUCUCAAGUUUUACAGCUUCAGAAAAUUGACUUAUUUUAAUUCCCAUAAAGUUUUUUACUAUGAAAUUUCUGUUCUAGUUGAUAGCUACUAACAGUUAAACCCCCUGUAUUGUAAUUGUAUGCGUUCUCUGUAUUGUAAUUUUGUAUAGGAAAAUAAGCUUUUCUUAACUAGAAUUUCAUUCUGAGCUAAUUAAUCAGAACGUUGCUUUACCAAAACUCUCACUGGACUUUGCUCUCGGGUAGGACCUUCCAUCCUCUUGUCAUUCCACGUAAUUCUAAUUUAAUGUCUAGUGAAAGAAAGAAAGAAAAAAAAAUCAACCACAAACCAACAAAACCCACCUGGAUAACGAUAAGGUUUUUGUGCGUUUCUGCAGCUGUUAACACGGAGUCCACCCCCCCCAUCCUUUUCAGUUGAGAUUUUAUCAAAGAUAAUAAACAUCCAAAGCCUUUUUUUUUUUUUU